This is a messenger RNA of Aegilops tauschii subsp. strangulata, 495 nucleotides long. RefSeq lists its product as uncharacterized. Lineage: Eukaryota; Viridiplantae; Streptophyta; Magnoliopsida; Poales; Poaceae. The record is from RefSeq and is a predicted model, not a curated record.
AUGGCAAACUACUGCUUCCUCGUCCAGAAGCUGUCCGGAUUCUUCGCGGGUUGUGAGUUCCUCCAUAUCCCACACGCAGAAAAUGAGGCGGCUGACACGCUCGCCAAGAUCGCCUUGUCCCGGCAGUCCAUUCCGUCCGGCGUCUCCCUCGAGCAUCUGCACAAGUCGUCCGUCAAGCCGUCUCCGGACUCCGAAUCCAUCCAUGUCCCAGGCGACCCGGCCACGCCUCAACCCGGCCAGGGGACUGCUCUACCCGACCCGACCACGCCUCAAACCGGCCCGGGGACUGUCGAACCCGGCCCGGGGACUGUCGAACCCAGCCCGGGAACUGACGAACCCGGCUCGGGGACUGCCGAACCCAACCCGGGGGCUGCCGCCCCAGAACCCGAAAUGGUGGCCGUCUUCGCCAUGGUGACGGCACCAUCCUGGGCCCUGCCCAUCUCGGAGUUCCUGGAGAACGGGGUCCUCCCCAUGGACGAGACUGAAGCUCGGUAG